AUGACACUCUUCAAUGUGGCAUUGCGACCAUUGGAGUCGGGGAAAUUCAUCGUGGAACACGGAAGACUAAUCAAAAUCAACGAAAAUGGAGUGCAACGAGUUGCUCAAAUGAUUUAUGACGCUGCAAAGGAUGGGUCGAUUGCAGAGGUUGAGUUCUCUGCGCAUAGUGUUCAUCCAAAAGGCAAAGGUAGAACAGUAGUAGACUGGGUUUUCCUCACUGACACUGUCAACUUCUCCUUUUGGCCUGAUCAAGGUUCCAGCUAUGAUGUAACCUAUGAAGAAACCAAGUAUACUGGAUAUUUUGCUGGAUGUGCUGCCAUCAACAAGGCAAUAGAUUCAGGCCUUGAUGUAACGUCUGCAGAAUGGAUGGCCAAUGCUUCUAAGAAGGAAGUGGAUACCAUGUUUAGGUCAGAUGGCGGAUUUUCCAUCCCUCUGAUUGAUGAACGAGUAAAAGCUAUUAACGAGUCAGGAAGAGUACUUCUAGAGAAAUGGAAUGGUUCAUUUUAUAACUGCAUUCUAGCAGCAGAGAGAAGUGCUGAAAAACUUUUGAACAUAAUUGUCGAACAUUUCGAGUCCUUCAGGGAUUUCGCUGAAUUUCAUGGACAGAAAGUUUCGUUUCUGAAGCGCGCACAAAUUCUUGUAGCUGAUUUAUAUGCAACACUUAAGGACGACGAUCCUGCUUGCGCUUUCCCAGAUAUCGGAAUCCUUACUAUGUUCGCUGAUUAUCGGGUCCCACAAGCUUUGACAUUCCUCGGUGUUUUGGAGUACUCGAACGAACUUCUUGAAAUACUAAAAUCAAAUCAUUGUCUGGAGAACGGCAGUCCGGAGGAAGUGGAGUUACGGGGAGCAUCCAUAUGGGGAUGUCAGCGAAUCGUAACUGCAAUACAAAAGCUGCGUACCGGUGAAGGUGAUAUAGUAAGACCUAUUAACGCUAUGGAUGUUGAUAUUUUUGCUUGGGUUUACCGUCGUAAACAUGCCACUGAAAUCGAGAAGAAGGUUCCAUUCCAUCGCACCCGGUGCAUCUAUUACUAG
Molecule: messenger RNA, 1032 nt
Organism: Necator americanus (New World hookworm)
Lineage: Eukaryota; Metazoa; Nematoda; Chromadorea; Rhabditida; Ancylostomatidae
Exons: 10
Coding region: 1-1032 (343 amino acids)
Source: RefSeq, a predicted model, not a curated record